Penicillium antarcticum is the source of this 1398-nucleotide messenger RNA. RefSeq names its product CCCH zinc finger protein. Gene Ontology annotation, molecular function: metal ion binding. Lineage: Eukaryota; Fungi; Ascomycota; Eurotiomycetes; Eurotiales; Aspergillaceae. Bases 1 to 1398 code for a protein of 465 amino acids. The record is from RefSeq and is a predicted model, not a curated record. The transcript is spliced from 4 exons.
AUGGCAGCUCAGGCUUAUUUAGAGCGCUAUCGCCAGAUUAGCGCCUUGGACCAGCAGAAGAAUGAUUUUAUCGAGGAACUUCUCCAACGAGUGACUACGUUAGAAAACUCCUUCCAGCAGGAAAAACUUGACCAUGAGCGCGAGACCCGAUUCAAUCGCGAUAUUCAGUUGCAUGAGAUGGAGUUGAUGGAUCAAAUAUCGCGAAUCAAGACUAUUAUGGAUCGGGAGCCAUUCGUCGUUCUGCUCUUAGAUGGCGAAGGCAUAAUAUUCAAGGACGAAUUUCUGCAGCUGGGAGAACAAGGUGGACGGAAUGCGGCCAAGCAGCUCUGGACCUCUCUCCAGGGAUAUGUGACGGCGAACCUCUCAACGAUUACGGAGCCGAAGAUAAUGACCAAGAUCUACCUUGAUGUGAAGGGUUUCACUGAGGCUUGCAGCCGGGGUGGGAUCACCCUAGAGGCAUCUGCAAUCGGGGAAUUUAUUCGGGGAUUCAAUGAAAGCACUUCGUUCUUUGAGAUCGUCGAUGUUGGAACAGGCAAGAACAAAGCACACGAUAAGAUCAAAGAGGCAUUCAAGCUCUACUUAUACAAUUGCCAUUGUCACCAACUAUUCCUGGGUUGCGCCUCCACUGAAGAAUAUGCCCGGUUCCUGGAAGAUGUGUUAGUCGAUGGGGAUUACACUGGUCGGGUUUCGCUACUCGAAGGCCUUCCUUUCGACAAGGAAUUUGAUACCCUGAAAAGCACAUAUCGGACUACGAAGUUCCCAGAUGUCUUUCGCACUUCAAAGAUUGCACCCAUAUGGACGGCACCCUGGAAGAGCUCGCUUCCUUCGAGGAGUUUGCUCACGCCAUCGCCUACCCAACAAUAUCAGACUCCUGCUCCUUUGUCAAGAACAUCUACGAGUACCAGUAUGUCGGGUCUGGGCGUUCCGCUGUCUACUGCCAUGGUCAAUAAGCCUUCGCCCUCCGAGACUCCUGACUUCCAGGUUGUUCGACAGAAGGUAUCUAGCUCAACAUCUCCUAAGACCGUGGAACGAAACAAGUACGGCCAGCGUGUCGAUCGACUUGAUUUCAAGAGUAUUCCCCGGGAUGAUCUUAAUCGCCUGAAGAAACUCAAAUUGUGCAACUAUCACUUUUUGCUUGGCGAAUGUCCUAAUGAAGAGAACUGCUAUCACGACCAUGAUCGCAAAUUGAGCCGCCAAGAACUGCACAUCCUAUCUGCCAUUGCCCGUAUGACCCCCUGUCGAUUCGGGCUGGAAUGUGACGAUGUGGAGUGUAUCUACGGCCACCGUUGCCCUCAGAGCGAGCCAGGCAAAAAGACAUGCUUUCGAGGCGAGACUUGCCGUUUCGACCCUGUGGCGCAUGGCAUCGACACAAACAUUGUGAAAGUGACUAAGAUCUAA